Messenger RNA from Octopus sinensis (East Asian common octopus), 1664 nucleotides. RefSeq names its product mitogen-activated protein kinase kinase kinase 7. Gene Ontology annotation, molecular function: ATP binding; MAP kinase kinase kinase activity; magnesium ion binding. The coding region runs from base 861 to 1649 and encodes 262 amino acids. Gene Ontology annotation, biological process: positive regulation of canonical NF-kappaB signal transduction; JNK cascade; protein phosphorylation. The transcript has 8 exons. The record is from RefSeq and is a predicted model, not a curated record. NCBI's taxonomy places the organism in Eukaryota, Metazoa, Mollusca, Cephalopoda, Octopoda, Octopodidae.
UUUUCCAACACAAGAGAUUCAAUGUUUUAGUCUUGUUUCCGUUUUACUGCGAAACAAGGAUUUGCGUGUGUGUGAGUAUGUGUAUAUAUUUAUAUAUGUAUAAUAUCUAAGGUGUGCAUACAUAUGUAUGUAUAUAUACAUGGGCAUAUACACCCGUGAUGUAGUUGAAACAUACAAGUAUGUAAAUAAUAAUAAAAGAAUUAGUGUAAGACAAUUAAAUAACCUUGUUUAGGCUGGAGAGACCAAAGUGUCAAGAGGAAGCAUAAAAGAGAGGAAAAUUGAGAGCAAAAAAGGAAGAAUUACGAAGAAAAUGAGGCGAAAAUAAGCGUAGAACUUGGAAUGUAAAAUGUUAAAGACAUUUCUUUUUUAAUUGGAGAAAAGAAAAAGUGAAAAAAACUCGUCCCAGCAAUAAAGUAACAAGUUGAGAAAGUGUUGCAAUUAAUUAAUUAAUUGGUAAUUAAUUAUUUAUUGAACGAAAAGUCGGCAAAACUGGUGAAGUUUGUUUUAAAAGGAAAAUUACAUGUGAAGAAGUAAAAAAAAAAAAAAAAAUUCCCCCCCACGGAACAAACUUUUUACGUAAACAACAACAACAACAACAACGAAAGACGAUGUUGUGAAGAAGCAAUUAAAUUUGCAAGGUGCCCCAGCACUUCGUCAUCGACUUUUUACACCAGCAUAUAUACAUAUAUAUAUAUACAUAUAUAUAUGAUAUAUGUUUGAGGGUGUGUGUGUGUAUAUUUUGUGAAUAUUUUCUGAAUAUAUCGAAUGACGUUUAUUGAAUGUCGUUUGACCGUUUGAAUUUCACUGGAUUAAAUCCUCGAGCUGCAAUAUUUUAAUUAAAGUAAACAAAAACACAAGACAUGGACUUCGUGGAAGAGAUUAAUUUCGAUGAUCUCAAGUUCGAAGAGAUUGUUGGUAAAGGAGCUUUUGGUGUGGUACGCCGUGCUACGUACCACAGGAUUAAUGUGGCUGUGAAACUCAUCGAAACUGAGUCGGAGAAGAAAGCAUUCAUUACAGAAUUGAAACAAUUGUCCCGAGUUUCUCACCCAAACAUCGUUAAGCUGUAUGGAGCUUGUACAAAACAUCCGGUAUGUUUGGUGAUGGAAUAUGCAGAAGGUGGCUCCCUCUACAAUGUUCUUCACGGAGCUGGCCCGCAACCUGCAUACACUGCAGCCCAUGCCAUCAGCUGGGCCCUGCAGUGUGCCAGAGGCGUGGAAUAUCUGCACAGUAUGAAACCGAAAGCUCUCAUUCAUAGAGAUCUCAAACCACCCAAUUUGCUGCUGAUAAUGGGUGGAAAAGUAUUGAAGAUUUGUGACUUUGGUACUGCUUGUGACAUUCAGACGCAUAUGACAAACAAUAAAGGGAGUGCUGCAUGGAUGGCACCUGAAGUUUUUGAAGGUUCGAACUAUAGCGAGAAAUGUGAUGUGUUCAGUUGGGGAAUCAUUUUAUGGGAAAUAUUCACACGUCGGAAACCUUUCGAUGAAAUGGGUGGACCAGCCUUUCGUAUAAUGUGGGCCGUACACCAAGGAACACGGCCUCCGUUAAUCAAAAACCUCCCUCCACCUUUAGAGAUCCUUAUGACAAGUCUACUGCAGGACGAGGGCCUCAGCAUGUUAUCGCCACCAGAAAAUGGCUUGGGAUCAUACUGAUUUAAUGAGUCUACU